Molecule: messenger RNA, 2835 nt
Organism: Sphenostylis stenocarpa
Lineage: Eukaryota; Viridiplantae; Streptophyta; Magnoliopsida; Fabales; Fabaceae
Source: the annotation of a GenBank genome assembly
AUGGAGACUCUGAAAGCAGCUAUUCCAGAAAACCUGAAGCGAGCAAUAGAGGAUAGCACUGUCGAUGAUCUUCGAAGCACGUGCUCUUCUCUUCACCGCUUCUUUCUCCAAUUCGACACAUUUCACCAGAUUAUCACUCAACUGGCGGAUCCAAAGUAUGGUCUGUGCGGUAAGAGUAAGGAAGAUGCCUUGAAAUCCAAGCAGCUUGGUAAUCAAUGCUUCUCCAACGCAGAUUAUGCCAAGGCCUUGGACUGCUAUACUCAGAGAAGAGUUCGACCCAUUGUUUUCUGUCCUAGUGAUACAGGGUUGAACUUUAUGAAAAUGGAGAUUGGGAAUGAUAAGGCAUUGCGCAAGGCUCCAUUAGAUACUGCUGAUGUGAAAAGUAAUCUUGUUGCAACAUUAUAUAUCAAUCGUGCUACUGUAUUGCAUGCAUGGUACCGCAGAGGUAAGGCAAAUGCUUCAUUGGGAAAUUAUAGAAAUGCAAUUUGCGACCUAAAUGUGGCAAAGAGUGUGGAGUUUUCAAUAGACGGGAAGAGACAAAUAGAAAGUGAACUGAAAAUUCUUUUAGACCAAUGCAAAAGCACAAGUGCUUUAGUACAGAAACAACAUAAGGAGAACAGCUGCAGCACUGUGGACACGGUUCUUCUUAGGGUUGCUAGAAGUGCACCAAUAUCCUUUGAUUAUAGGGUUAGCUUGAAGUGCACCCAACUCAUAGUUCUAUCACUGUUGCCACCACUGGAGCAGUCGCCGGAGCCAUUGCUGAAGCAAUCACUAGAGCAAUCGUCGAAGUCGUCGCCAUUGCCGGAAUAUUCACUGUUGUCGAAGCAGUUGCCGUCAGAGCUAUUGUUGUCGGAUCAACCGUUUUUUGAGUCGUCACAAGCCUGCUUCUCUCUCCGCAACAUGGCAACUCCAUUAAGCAAUGCAAAUCUUCCUCAUUUACUAGAUGACAAUCGCCUUAAUGGUCGAAAUUAUCUCCAAUGGGCUCAAUUUAUCAGACGCAUGUUGAAAGACUUGCUUCAAGCUACAUGGAAAAAGAAAGCUCUCAAUCGUUUAGCAGAACUAAAAGGACAACCCACAAGGAAGGCUUAUCAAGCAACUUCAGAUUUUGAAAAUACUGGCAAGACUCUUUCAUCCCCUGCAAUUGAAGAAGGAAUGCUUGCAUUUCGUGUUGAAAUUGACCAACUGAAAUCUUCAAUGGAAUCCAUCAGUGAGAUUCCUCAAAUGAAGCUACAGUGUGUCUCCAUGCCUAAUAAAGGAAGAGGCAUGGUUUCGUCGUGUGUCAUUUCACCAGGAUCUUUGGUUCAUUCUGAAGAACCUUAUGCUAUGAUCCGAGCAGGUGGGAAAAUGUUCAGGAUAUACCCAGAAAAAAAUGACACUUUUAAAAAUAUGCCCAGUGAUCUUGGAGAAUAUGCGGCUGAAGUUAUCCAAAGCAGUGAUUCUGAACAAGAAAUUGAGGAUAUUACUGAACAUAAACAUGAAUGUCAAGGCGUACAUUGGCCUGUGGUAUUGCCAUCUGAGAUUGUUUUGGCUGGCAGAAUGCUAGCACGGCUUUUGCUGAAUAGCACAUCUGAAGAUAUUAUAAACUUUGUGGAAAGGCUGGAGCUUUCUCAUUGUUACGAACAUAUGUCAUCUGAAAGAAAAUUGGAUUCACAUAUAUAUGCCAUUGUAUUGUUAUAUUGUCUUCAACACUCUUUUGGAGCUAUGGUUUCCCCAGAUGGAGUAUCCAUAUCACAGGUUGUUUUGGUUGUCAUAAUUAUCUCUCAAAUUAAAGUGAAUUGUAUGACCGUUGUUCGUUUAAAAUCAAUAGACACUCAUGGACUAUCCGGUCAUUUUGGAGAAUUUUCAUUUGAAUCUGGUGCACAUUCAACUAGUAAUGUGGAACAGGUAAGAGUGGGUAAAGCUAUUUAUAAAGCUGCCAGUUUAUUCAACCAUUCUUGCCAACCAAAUGCCCAUGCAUAUUUUCUUUCGCGCACUCUUUACAUACGAACCACAAAUGGUGUAGCAUCUGGGUGUCAGCUAGAAUUGUCUUAUGGUCCGCAGGUUGGGUUGUGGGAUUGUCAAGAUCGCCUUAAUUUUCUCAAAGAUGAAUAUGCAUUUCAUUGUCGGUGUAUUGGUUGUUCAGAAGUUAAUGUAUCUGACAUUGUCCUCAAUGCCUUCCAUUGUGUCAAUCCAAAUUGUUCUGGCGCAGUGUUAGAAAGCAGAGUACUUGACUGUGAACAGCAGAAAAUCAAGCACUUCCCUAUUACUGACGGUGUUGACAAGAAUGAUGACAUUUAUGAAGUAUGUCUUGAUGUCUUUAAGCAAAAUGGGGCCUCUAUUCAUAGUCGACCAGGAUACUGUUUGAAAUGUGGUUCUAACUGUGAUUUGGAGUCUUCACAUGCUGCAGUGAGUAAAGCUUUAAUAUGCAUAAGAAGGUUGCAGGAUACAAUAUUGUCAAAAGAAAUUUCAAGCAUUACUAUUUCUGAUGCUUUGAGAUCUCUUCAAUUGCUUAGAUCAAAUUUGCACGCAUACAACAAGUGUAUUGCAGAGGCAGAAGACAGCAUUGCUCAGGCAUUUUGUUUAGUGGGAGAAUUACAAUUAUCUGUUGAUCAUUGCAAAGCUUCUAUCCAGAUUCUGGAAAAGCUAUAUGAUACUGAUGAUAUUGUUAUUGCUCAUGAACUUGUGAAGCUUUCCUCCAUCCAACUUUCCUUGGAUGAUUGUACUGCUGUCGAAAGCUUAAAUCGAAUAAAUGAUAUAUUCUCACGUUAUUAUGGACUUCAUGCAGACUUGGUGUUCCCUUAUCUUCAAUAUCUUAGGAGAGAAAUUGAGAAAUUUUCAGUGAAGGCCAUCCAAUAA